AUGAUGUUUGGGGACAAUCUUGGCAUCUUUAGAGCCGUUGAUAUUGACAAAAAUACAACAGCAGAUGAGUUCAAGACUGUGUUGAUGGGAUGUCUCUCCCAGGAGGAACAUGAUUGUUUCACAAUCGACAAACUACAUCUUGCACCAUAUCCCAUCGAUGAUUGCGGUACACAAGUAGCUGUAUUUAAAUUCUCCCCUCCUAUUCCUUCUUUUUUAAAGAAAGUUGCUGCCGGCGAGAAAAAGCACCUACGGGACCGGAAGGGAAACCUCAUAGAAAUAGACGCAAACUUCUGGGGUCUCACUCAGCUAAACCAUCCAAAAGAAGACAUAUUACUAGAUUACAACUUCGGCGAUGCUAAGCCUGGGAAAAGUAUCGUAGCCAUCUCCGGACUUGCGAACCAUGCAUAUGGAGCAUGGAGUGGGGUUGAGUCAAAUGGAACAGUACAAAUGUGGCUUCAGGAUUUCUUACCCGAAGAACCCGACUUGGGAUCGAGAUGUCGAAUCAUGAUCUAUGGAUACUCUACCCAAGCAGAUGACCUAGUUACUUACGUUGCGGGGUUUCUAGAGGAACUCUUCAAGGCGCGUAGAAAACCACUGAACUUUACUCGCGAAAAUUAUCCAAUUGAAUCACAUGGGAUAGUAGUCGACAAAAACUCCGCAGUUCUUGGGUUACCCGAUGAUCUCGAAGAAGACUAUGAUGUUGAUGGCGACCAUAUCUCCCUUAUUCAGUUCACGGGUCAGGCUGGUCGCACCUAUACUACGAUUAUCGGUCUAUUGCAGCGUCUCCUUGCGAGAUUAAGAAACAAGGUUUCAGCUAGAACAAGUAGUUGA
Molecule: messenger RNA, 831 nt
Organism: Orbilia oligospora ATCC 24927
Lineage: Eukaryota; Fungi; Ascomycota; Orbiliomycetes; Orbiliales; Orbiliaceae
Exons: 3
Coding region: 1-831 (276 amino acids)
Source: RefSeq, a predicted model, not a curated record